Molecule: messenger RNA, 4367 nt
Organism: Grus americana (Whooping crane)
Lineage: Eukaryota; Metazoa; Chordata; Aves; Gruiformes; Gruidae
Gene: STK31
Product: serine/threonine kinase 31
Exons: 24
Coding region: 46-2991 (981 amino acids)
Biological process (GO): protein phosphorylation
Molecular function (GO): protein kinase activity; ATP binding
Source: RefSeq, a predicted model, not a curated record
CUCCCGUUGUCCCGAGCCGGUGCGGCCGCCUCAGAGUCUGUUGUCAUGGAUGGAGACACAGAGUAUGAUAAAGUUGAAGAUGUGGUGGGCUGCCAUGUUGAAGAUGCUGUAACAUUUUGGGCACAGAAUGUCGGUAGAUGUAAUGACCUCUUGAAAUUAAGUUGUGCGCUGGCCGAAGCUUGUCCUCGGGCUAAUGCAGUUUUUGGCAAACCUGAUUUUAGUAAGAUUUAUGGUGGCUGUUUUUCUGAAGAUAGAUGUUGGUACAGAUGUAUGGUACAGCAAGUGAUCAACAAUGAAAAGUGUCGGGUAUUGUACAUUGACUACGGAAAUUCUGAGGUUUUAAAUAGAUCGGACAUAGUUGAAAUUCCACCAAACUUGCAAUGUCCGAAUGUUGCCAAGAAGUACAGACUCUGGGGACUGCAGAUACCAACUGAUCAGAAUGUAAACAUGUUUGACCAGGGGAAGAAGUUCUUGAGCAGCCUAGUUUUUGAAAAAGAAAUAAAAAUACAUCACAAAGCCAAGCACAAAGAUGGUACUAUUAUUGUCCAGGCAGAAUAUGAAAAAAUAGAUAUUGGAGAAGAGGUGACCAAGGCAGGGUUCGCUGAAAAAUGCAUGUCUUCAGGAAACAGUAAAGAUGCGGAAGAGAGAAAAGUAGAUGUCAUGCAAAACGAAAAUCAGAAGAUGAAAGUUACAGUUCCACUGUGGGUAAACAGGUCUGAUCACGUGCUGUACAGGAUCCCAGGAGGGCACUUUGACCAAGUAGCUGCCAGUGCAAGGAAUCAGAAUUUUACUGGAAACCAUAUGUUUGCCCCAAAGGAAAAGAUGCUAGCUUCUCCCUCAGUGCCGGACACCAGCUUGGCACAAAUAAGACCAGAUCAGAAGCUGUCUGAACAGAAAGAAGUUCUCAGAAGGGAGAAUAUAAAUCUCUUGCAGAGGCAGAAGGAACUAGAACUGAAGGUUCAACAGCUGAAAUAUGAACUUCAGAGACAGAAGGAAGCAUCUAGGAAAACUGCUGAAAGUUGUGAGGAAACCCUACGUACUUGCAUUGGAACGAAAAUGAGAAGUUUGGCUGUUAAGGUGAAGGCAUUGAAAGAAGUUAGGCACACAAAUAAGAACAGUUGUUUUGGGGAGCAGCUCUCACAAGCCAUAAACGUGGUUACAGAAGGAUGUCUCGCUGUUCCGUGUUCCUUGGGCAAAUUGCAGAAGAUUUGGACAGAGUAUGACCUGGCUCAAGAGAGGAUUCAGUUAUGCAGAAAUGUGGAUGAAAGAGAUGAAUUGAUUACCAAGAGAAAUGAGGUGCAACAGAACUUGUAUUUGGCAGCGGAAGAAUUAAUUUUGGAAGUGGAUCAACUGCCCCUCUCUGAGCGCUCAAGAACAUUACAGGAGCUGUCUACUUCUCUGGAGAUGGUGUAUGGUCAACGUUCUGAAGCAGAUGAUUCUGAGGAGGUAUUUCAACAGUUCUUUAAGUGGAAGAGUGUUAAAAUGAAGAAACUUAUUUGUGUCAGAAAUGAUACGGACACAGCUCUGCAAAUUCUUGCUGACUGGUUCAGUGGCAUCUUAAAGUGUUUUGACCUGAUGUCAGAAGCAUCUUCAGGUUUAGAGGAAAUGGUUGGCAAUGCGGAUGAAAUUCUCAAAAAGGUUGAGCUGGCUAUUUGUGAAGAACUGAAUACAGACUUAAAUGAGCAUGAUGAAGCAGAGAAGGGAAUAAUUGUGAGUGCUUACAAUGAAGUUAUACGUAACAUUUGUCAAGAGCAAAGUAUGAUUGCUGUCAUACAGAACAGAUACACGGCCAGCGUUGAAUUCAAAAAACAGGCUGAGCAAUGGCUAAAUAGAAGACCUGAUAUUAACAACUUAUUAUCAAUUAAGAAAACUGUGAAAAGCUUAAAGGCCCAGUUAAGGUGGAAGCUGGUUGAAAAGAACAACUUUGAGGAAUCUGAUGAUUACAGUGAGUUUGAAAUGACAAGAAUAAAAGAGGAAAUUGCUGAUCUGCGAAAUAGGGUUCUUCAGGAAAUAUCCAAGGAACAAGAAGAAUACGAGAAGCUUACGUGUUUGGUACAGAAAUGGUUCCCUGAGUUACCACUUCUUUAUCCAGAAGCAGGAAUUCUGAACUAUAUGAACUCUGGUGGACUUCUGACAAGCAGCUUGGAGCGAGACCUUUUGGAUGCCGAGCCCAUGAAGGAACUGAGCACAAAACGACCUUUAGUGUGUUCAGAAAUUCAGGGCCAGAAGGUUCUUUUAAAGGGCUACUCUGUAGAUGUAAGCUCAGAAGCCAAAGUGAUAGAAAGAGUUGCCAAGUAUCACAGAGCUUGGGAUCAGCAGAAGGAGAAAUCUGGAUUAUUACAACUGUUGUUCCUCCUUUUCUGCAAGUCUGAUCCUUUGGUAUAUUUAAUGGUCCCGUACUACCCAGGAGCAAGUCUGGGAGCUUUACAGGCGGAUACACCUUUAACUUUAGAAGAGGCAUUAAAAGUGAUGAAAGGAGUGGCCCAAGGUCUACAAACAUUGCAUGGAGCUAAUAUAGUACAUGGAUCUCUGCAUGGAAAUAAUGUUUUUGCUGUGAAUCGAAAACAAGGAAUCGUUGGAGACUUUGAUUUCACGAAAUCAGAGGAACAACGUGCUGCUGCAAACAGUAUGGUUGUCAGUACUCUGAGCUUAGUUUCUCCUGAACUGAAGAUGGGACAGCCAGCUUCUCCAGCCUCUGACAUGUAUGCUUAUGGCUGCCUUCUGUUCUGGCUUUGUGUUCAAAACCAGGAGUUUGGCAUAAAAGAAGAUGGAACACCUGAGGUGAAUGUGGUUGUCAUGGAUGAUAAAGUUAAAUCUCUUCUCCUGAAUUUGUUCUGCUGUAACAGACUGACAGCUGAGCAGGUGCUGAAGGAUGAUUGCUUCCUCAUAGUUGAUGCAAUUCCAGUUUCACCACAACCAGGUGAAAAGUAUGAGCCAUGUGAAGAACAUGAUUCUGAGAAGAUAGAUAGAAAAAAAAAAGUGAUUAACUGAGGAGAGUGGAGCAAACCCUACUCAACAGAUGAAGAACUUUUCCAUCAGGUGUUUGAUUGAGACUUCUGGUUUUAUUUGGUUUUGAAAUCAUUGUCCUGAUCUGAAAUCUCAACAUAUAAAAGGUUUGAUAGAUGCAGUCAUGUUUUGUGAUUACACAAUCUUCACUGCCUUUUCUUUCAAGUGCAUUCUAUUCUAAAUAAGUGUUCGGGGGUAUAAGUGUGGUGUUACUGAUUGUGUUCUUAGUUUGUCAGCCUUUUUCUUUGUCUGUUAUAUAGGCUUUAAAUUUACAGAGAAUAGUCUUGUUAGAUGCUAGAGAUCUUUAAGGUGAAGCUUUAGUGACUUGUUUCGUAUCCAGUUUUAUAUCCCUCUUCUUGCUGUGAUUCCAGAUAACAUGUUCCUUUUAAAGAUGCUCUAGGUUAUUAGCUUUUUGCUGGAGCUUUUUUGUUAUUGCAUAGCCAAGAUGUCCCUACAGUAACUGCCUUCAAAAUUUAAGGUUUAAAAAACAAACAAAAAAAACCCCAAGCCACCGAAACCAACCAAACAAAACCAAACAAAAAACCCCACCCUGCUUUGACAACUGGUAAAGGAAAUGGAGAGGAGCCUGGCUUUUUUCUGUGUUUCCCCAUUUAAAAAAUGUGGUUGGCUUUCUAGGGAGCAGGCAUCCUUCUUGCUCCUUUGCAGUGCUGCUGCCAACCAAAAUACUAUACACACACAUUUGCAAAAACUGCUGCUUCUUUGCUUUACAUAAGUGUGUGUAUAUAUCAUCUGUUCUUAAACGUUGUUCGCAGUAACUAUAAAGGUGUGAUUUUUCAUGAGUGGGUUUGUAUGACUGCAAUGCUUUGCUGUUAAUGUUACCACUGAAAGAGUUAUUUCUACAGGAAAUUGUUGCUUAUCUUUAUGAAGGUUUUCCUUUCUUCUCAGAAGGAAACAGAUCAAAAUGUGCAGAGUUGCUGUAACAGUAUAUUUAGCCUCUGGGUGUUGCUCUUGGACAGCGCUGUUGCCAGAGAGUAUUAUGUAGAAGAAUUAUUGAAGUUGCAUGUUGUCAGAUGAAGAAUGUAAAAAUGCAGAAUGUAAUGGGCAAGAAGCAGCACCAGGGGAGCUGGGGAGCUCUCAGGUACAAUAAUACAGUCCACAGUGGAUAGAAGAUGCCACCUUGGCAGAUCCACCUCGGAUAUUAGACUUGGUUUUCCAUCCUUAAACCAAUUUGUUGUUUUAUAUGGAAUAGUAUGUAAGAUGCUUCAUCCUUUUUUCAUUAAAUGAUAAUGAUUUUUUAAUUUCUCUAAUUUGUAUGUAACCAAUGAUAGCAAAAGCUUUGUUAAAAUAUUUUUUAUGUAGAAUUUUUGGUUAGUGUGAUAAAUAUUUUCAUUUCAGAAAUC